CAUUAAGUUCCUCUCUGCUGGAGUGCACUGCUAUAAAAACAUGUCUUCGGUGCCCUGGAAAUCUUCAGCUUUUCUUUCCUUUCUGUUUUUCCUGCCAGCUGUUCACAUGAAUCCGAUACCUCCCCUCAAUACAAGCAACGGAAACAGAUAUAAUGUGGUCAUGGUGAUGAGUGAUGCAUUUGAUGGAAGACUGACAAUUGCUACAGAAAAUCCUCUGGUGGAUCUUCCCAACUUAAACUUUUUAAAACAGCAUGGGGCAGUGUUCCUGAAUGCUUAUACAAACUCGCCAAUUUGCUGUCCUUCCCGUGCAGCCAUGUGGAGCGGUCUAUUCCCUCACCUAACAGAAUCCUGGAAUAACUACAAGUGUCUAGAUCCAGAUUACCCAACAUGGAUGGACCUUGUAAAAGAAAAGGGAUAUGUCACUCAGAAGUUUGGCAAACAAGACUACAAAAGUGGAUCUCAUUCACUGAGUAAUCGUGUGGAAGCCUGGACCAGGGAUGUGCCAUUCCUUCUUAGACAGGAAGGCAGACCCAUGGCUUCUCUUAUUGCCAACAAGACUCAAACUCGCAUUAUGCAGGAAGACUGGAAAAAUGCAGAUCUAGCCACCAGCUGGUUAAGUCAACAGGCAGCAAACUCUUCACAACCGUUCUUUCUAUAUUUGGGCUUAAACUUGCCGCAUCCAUAUCCUUCAGUAAUCAUGGGAGAGAAUUUUGGCUCAUCUACAUUUCUAACUUCUCCUUACUGGCUUCAGAAGGUUUCAUAUAAGGACGUUGCUAUUCCCAAAUGGUUACCGUUAAGAGCUAUGCAUCCAGUGGAUUACUAUUCAUCUUAUACCAAAAAUUGCACAAGCAACUUUACAAUUCAGGAGAUUUGCGAUAUAAGAGCUUAUUAUUAUGCAAUGUGUGCAGAGACAGAUGGUAUAAUGGGUGAAAUCCUUUCAGCCUUAUCAGAUACUGGAUUGCUAAAUACAACAUAUGUUUUGUUUACAUCGGACCAUGGGGAGCUUGCAAUGGAACAUAGGCAAUUUUAUAAGAUGAGCAUGUACGAAGGAAGCUCUCAUGUACCACUUCUAAUAAUGGGACCCAACAUUCAACAUGGAAAGAGGGUAUCAAAUAUUGUGUCUCUUGUAGACCUUUACCCCACAAUGCUUGAAAUUGCUGGAGUUUCUACACCUCACCGCAUAAGUGGCUUUUCUCUGUUGCCAUUGCUGUAUGUAAACUCCAACAAUGAUAUAAUAUCAGGCCAUGAGUUACAUCCUAACUGGGCUCUGAGUCAGUUUCAUGGAUCGGAUGCAAAUGCUUCAACCUACAUGCUGCGUGUGAAUGACUGGAAGUUUAUUGCAUACUCUGAUGGUGAUUCAGUUCCACCACAGCUGUUUGAUUUAACAAAGGACCGAGAUGAACUUGACAAUGUUGCUGCCCAGUUUCCUGAGAUUGUCUGUUCUAUGGAGAAGAAGCUCCGAUCUAUUGUAGACUAUAAGCAAGUCUCUUCUGUGGUGCACCAGUACAAUAAGCAAUCAUUUGCCAACUGGAAAGAAAGUGUGGGAAGUAAUUACACAAAUGUCAUUUCUAACUUGAGAUGGCAUUUGGAUUGGAGCUUGAGACCCAAGGCCUAUGAACUAGCAAUUGAGAGAUGGCUAAAGAAUAAAAGAAAUGGUAUUUCCAAAAGUACAGGCGGCAUGUCACGUAAAAUAUUUCCUGCAAAGAGAAACAAACACUGUAUAAAAAUAAACAUGUUGCAAUAAUAUUUAUUAUACAAUAGAACA
Messenger RNA from Hyla sarda, 1765 nucleotides. It is a transcript of the gene ARSK, whose product is annotated as arylsulfatase family member K. The record is from RefSeq and is a predicted model, not a curated record. Lineage: Eukaryota; Metazoa; Chordata; Amphibia; Anura; Hylidae. The transcript is spliced from 8 exons. The coding region runs from base 41 to 1744 and encodes 567 amino acids.